Spirodela intermedia is the source of this 99-nucleotide messenger RNA. The record is from the annotation of a GenBank genome assembly. NCBI's taxonomy places the organism in Eukaryota, Viridiplantae, Streptophyta, Magnoliopsida, Alismatales, Araceae.
AUGAUAGAGAGGAUAAAAAAUAUAUAUAAGAAGAGAGGAAACGGACAGCAACUCGCUGAUAUAAAUUAUUUUAUGGGGUAUUGGAGUAAGGGUACAUAG